AUGGCUCCAGCCCAACCCAAUCCUUUCCUUCUAGCCGCCGACAAUUCUCCAGAUCUCCUGCCCCUCCUUCGAUCGAACCCCGCCUUAGCUUCUGCUCAAGAUGAACACGGAUAUUCGUUAAUGCACGCUGCUGCCUCUUACAGUCAUUUAGACCUUCUGCGAGCGCUUGUCACCGAGUUUGAUGUCAACGUCGAUUUGAAAGACGAGGAUGGAGAGACCGCAUUGUUUGUGGCCGAAACACUAGAUUGCGCAAAGCUAUUGGUUGAGGAAUUACAUGCCAACUUUACAAUUAGAAGUGCUGAGGAUGGGUGCAAUGCAAGGGAAAGAAUCGAGGCAGAGGGCGACUAUCCAGAAGUCGCGGUGUAUCUCCGAAUCAAGGAACUUGAAGCCGAGGGAGGCCUUCCAGCAUCAAGUGGUACAGAUGCUAUAGUGGUCCACCCACCACUAGUACCCGAAGGACUGUCGGUCAACAUUGGUACCAUGAAUCCAGAAGAAGAUGUAGGAGAGGUCAUUGAUCCCGAGUUUAAGAGACGUAUUGAUGAACUGGCUGCUCGAGAUGAUUUCCAAACACCUGCGGGACAAGAGGAAUUACGAAAGCUCAUUACGGAGGCAAUUACAGGCGAAGUAGGAGAAGGACGAGAAGUGCGUCAACGAACAGAAUGA
This is a messenger RNA of Botrytis sinoallii, 663 nucleotides long. RefSeq lists its product as uncharacterized. Bases 1 to 663 code for a protein of 220 amino acids. The transcript has a single exon. Gene Ontology annotation, molecular function: protein binding. The record is from RefSeq and is a predicted model, not a curated record. Lineage: Eukaryota; Fungi; Ascomycota; Leotiomycetes; Helotiales; Sclerotiniaceae.